GCAAGAGAAGCGGAGCUGAGCAGCUGUUCGGUGCUUCAGUGUUAUUAAGGGGGAAAAAAAGAAAACAUCAAAAGUACUGCGUGUGCGUGGAUUAUUUACUGGCGAGUGGACUUCAGCUCAUCUGUGCCGCAGCUGGGGAAAGAAAUGGAGCUGAAGAUGAUAGCACAACAUUAGCCAAAUAUCAGGAUUUUAUGUUUUUGUUUUAUUUUACCUGGAGUCUUUUUUAUUCAGGAUAACUGUGCGGUUUUUAGCUGUCUGUGUUUUUUAAUUAUUAUUAUUAUUAUUGUUAUUUUGAGUUACAAUGGAGGGCUCUCAUUCUGCUAUGUUAAGCCGGAGGAGGAGGAGCAGCAGCAGCAGCAGCAGCAACGGGGCGGCCGGGCUGCUGUACGCGCUGCUCGGUGCUUGUCUCUGGGCUUCUGUGGUCGGGUACAAGCCGGUGAUCAUUGUGCACGGUUUGUUCGACAGCUCAGGGGAUUUUAAAAACUUACAGCGGUUCAUUAACGAGUCACAUCCUGGAACAAAUGUGACAGUCAUCGACUUGUUUGACAGAAGUGCCAGCCUGCAGCCCAUGUGGAAGCAGGUGGAGGGAUUCAAGGCAGCUAUUUACCCAAUAAUGCAAAACGCAGCAGAUGGAGUCCACUUUAUCUGCUACUCUCAAGGUGGGCUGGUCUGCAGAGGAAUCCUCUCCACUCUGUCUGACCACAAUGUCCACUCUUUUAUCUCUCUGUCCUCGCCUCAGGCCGGGCAGUAUGGAGACACAGACUACUUAAAGUACCUCUUCCCUCAAUUUGUCAAAUCCAACCUCUACCACCUCUGCUACACCUCAGUAGGUCAGAGGAUAUCCAUCUGCAACUACUGGAAUGACCCCCACCACAGAGACCUGUAUGUGAACAGCAGUGAUUAUUUGGCUCUGCUCAACAGUGAGAGACCUAAUCCAAACGCAACAGAGUGGAAGAAAAACUUCCUCAAGAUCAAAAAGCUGGUGUUGAUUGGUGGACCAGAUGAUGGAGUCAUCACCCCGUGGCAGUCGAGCCAGUUUGGAUUUUAUGACGACAAUGAGACUGUUGUUGAGAUGCAGCACCAAGAUUUGUACUUGAGAGAUGUUUUCGGUCUGAAGACACUGGCGGCUCGUGGGGAUCUUAUCCUCUGUUCUGUUCCCGGUGUGGAACACGUCUGGUGGCACUCGAAUGAGACUGUGUUCCACACGUGUAUGGAGAAGUGGCUGGUGUAGAUCAAAACUCCCCACAGCACACACACACACACACACACAAGCACACACACAGAUACACGCUGUGCAGUUUUAUAAGCUCUUAACUUCCACCAUGUAUGAGACUCUGCCUCUGCAACCACUGUGCAGUAUCCUCACAAACAUUUGUGAGUCUUCUCUUGGGAACAUAAACUCCUUGUUUGGAUUCCUCUUCACAGAGAUCACCUGGCAAUCCAACAAUAUUGUCAUGAUCUGUUUUCCUUGUACAUUUGUUGAUUAGUUUGCAUUUUCAAAUGCAAAGUUCCUUUUUUUAAGUUCACCCUGUUAACUGGAAGGUUACUUUAAAAGAAAUAGUUUGAUAUUUUGGGAAAUAACAUUUGGUUUCUUGCUUAGCUUAAUGAGAAGACUGAUGACACUCUCAUACCUGUACAAACAACAAACAACGUUAGCUCUAGAGGUGUUGAUAGGCAAAUUGUUUACCUUUGGACAGACUCAGGCUAAUUGUUUACCCCUGUUUCCAGUCUUUGUGCUAAGCCAAGCUAACCAACUGCUAAAUGCAGGUUCAUAUUUAACAUACAGACAUCUAACUCUCAGCAAGAAAGCAAAUAAGCGUGUUUCCCAAAAUGUCGAACUGUUCCUUUAAUUAUUUCUUUUAAACCGUGUUGCUACUGUCAGAUAAAUCCAGCACAUCAUUGUCUAUGUGUUGAAGGAUUUUUACAAGGCACUAACUUUCAGAACCAACAAAUAUAAUGGCUUCCGUAAACCUGGCAAAGGUUUUACUGCUAUUAUAUUACUACAUUCUGCAAAAGAAAAGCAAAUCAGGCAUUAAAGGAGCACUCCAGCAAUUUGGUACUGCGUCUCAAAGAGUUUCAAAAGAGACAGAUUAAAAAGAGAGGUGUAGAAAACGUAAUGUAGCAGAGGCUCUUUUUUUCACACAACUAUUUCUGUCAACUUUCAUGUGAGCAACCAGCUGCAACACAGUGAAUGUCUUCCAGGAGAAACUGUCUGAAAAUGUGUGUAAAAAUUGGUGGAGUGCCCCUUUAAGUUGUAUAGAAACAUUAGUUCAUUACUUUGAAAUACUGAGCCCACAUGCAUACAGUAUAUACCCACGUGUGUGUCGUGUGUGUUUGCUCGCACGUACCUCAAAAACACUACACAACACGACAGUGCCUGAGCAACGUUCUGUCAUCUAUGUGUACAGACUCACUGCCCUGCUCAUCUUGUGAUGCAGUAAUUUAUAUCUUUUUAUCCUUCCAUUCUUAAUGUGCACAUCUAAUUGAGAAUAUCAUGUUUGUCGUCAUUAUCAUGCAGUCCUCUGGAGCUGUACUCUAUCGCUUUAGUAGAUCAAGCCUUAAAAUUUCCCCACAUGCCUCAACGUUUCAUGUCCAUUACCGAAGUGCUAUGACACACUGCCUUUAGUGACGGUGCUAAUAUUAAUGAUGGAGAUGGAGAGUGGCUGGAGAGUGGCAGUGGUAUAUUAGUGUUUACUUGCCCACCAAACUAUUGUACGUGGCACUCUUUUACCUCCCAUCGCAUUUAGAUAUCUCAGGCGUUUAGCAACCUUCAUGUUUGUUUGUCUCUGUAGGUAAAAAGGGAUGCAUUUCUCUUAACUGUUUUGCAUUUUGUUGGAUGUUUAUUGCUGCCUGGUGAACUUAUAGAUGUUUCUCCAAGGAGAAGAAAAAUGGAAAUAUCUAUUGAUUGUGAUUUAAAAAAAAAAAAAAUGGAAAAUUUGCAUUGCACAAUGUUGAACCAGAUAAAGAGAAGGGAAAUGAUGAAGAGGGGAUGUUUUUAA
Molecule: messenger RNA, 2999 nt
Organism: Toxotes jaculatrix (banded archerfish)
Lineage: Eukaryota; Metazoa; Chordata; Actinopteri; Toxotidae
Gene: ppt2b
Product: palmitoyl-protein thioesterase 2b
Exons: 8
Coding region: 302-1231 (309 amino acids)
Cellular component (GO): lysosome
Molecular function (GO): thiolester hydrolase activity
Source: RefSeq, a predicted model, not a curated record